Paramacrobiotus metropolitanus is the source of this 2096-nucleotide messenger RNA. RefSeq lists its product as uncharacterized. Lineage: Eukaryota; Metazoa; Tardigrada; Eutardigrada; Parachela; Macrobiotidae. The coding region runs from base 171 to 1679 and encodes 502 amino acids. The transcript is spliced from 3 exons. Gene Ontology annotation, molecular function: protein binding. The record is from RefSeq and is a predicted model, not a curated record.
CUAGAUCUAUUUAUAUGUCGGUUUUCCUGAUAGCUGAUUUGUACCCCUUUUCUGAAUGAAAACUGAUUAUUUUAGGCUUCUCCAGUUGUCUCACUAUGGCAGAAAUGAGGAAUACGUCACUUGGGAAUAGCGGAUAUUAGCCAAUAAACAGUACUUCUACUUGUAGAACGAUGCAUCUGUACCGAGACCCCCUAUGGCACGCCUGGCGCGCCGUUGACGUUCUCGUUGACGGCCAGCUGCAGCGCGGCCACGUCAUCAACGUGGCGGAGGGCGGUCUGAUCAUUGAUUUCGGAUGCGCCGGACAGCGUUCGCAGCUGGUCGAAUACGGGCGCAUUUUCCACAGCAGCUCGACGCACUCCUUUUAUGCUACACUCGACGAGCAAGCACUGCUACGGCGCCCGUCCGACGGCGCGUGGAUCUGGCAUCCGGGACGGGUGGUGCCUCUGGGAGGGUGCCGGCACGAAGAGUGCCAAUGCGUGGACGUCCAGCUACCCGAUGGGACCAUCAGGGAGCUGGUGCGCUGCAGCCAGGUGCGCUCACCGCCCUCGGAUGCGGAACUCCAGGGGUGGCGCGUCGGGAAGGGGGACUUCGUUAUUCGGGAGUGUGCACUGCCCGUUCAAUUUUGGAGGAAAGGGUCGCAGGGGCUCGGGGAGAUUUUUAGUUGCCAAUUGGGCCGCGACUGCGCCGUGCUGUGCACGUCGUUGCUCAGCCAGACGCUGGUCUACCUUCAGCAUCACACUGGCAACCCACUGCGGCCGAAACAAGUGGGACUUGUAUACAAUAAGGCGAGAAGCGAGAUGGAUAAACGCUUCUUUGCGAAGACACCGAUCGUCUCCAAAAAUAGAAAGCGCAAGAUUGCCGGUAGUCGCCACCGAAACCUGGCUUUGCCAGUUGAGCUGCUGAUCGAGGUCUUCCAGUCGCUAGACUCCAUCGACCGCGUCCGUUGUCGCCGUGUCAGCCCACUGUGGAACGACAUUCUCACCACGGACGCCUAUUUUCCCGAUGUGCGCAUUUCCGGCACUCGUGAUUACGGCGAGGUUCCGCUGCCCGACGCAUCUAAAUACUGGAUCACUGCGUGCUUGCUGAAAUGCCUCAGUAAUGCCACGAAGACGCUGGUGCUCAUGCAGCUGGGAGCCGAGGCAUGUGCAGAAGUGUCCCUGCUCAUCCAGCACAUCCUCAACGGCCACCGCAUCCCGACGACAGUGUUCUACGACUGCGAUUUUAGCUGCCAGUAUGAUUUAUUGGAGCGGGUUCUUCAGGGCGCCGCUGGCUUACUCUGGAAGUGUUCCUGUCACCGGAUCGUGUGGAAGAAGUGCCGGAUGUCGGAUUACAGUUUGUCGGCGGCGGUGGCGCUGCAUACGUUUAGUGUUCGGUCAGAAGAAGAGAUGGAGGAGCAGCUAUGGGAUGUUUUUGAGGGAAAUCUGCAGCUGACGCGACCGUUGGAUCGCGUGGCCGUGGAGGAGUGGAUUCUCGACGUCCUGGGUGAUGGCCAUCAGCAUCAUCUGAAUGAUAUUAUUUUAACGGGUUUGAAUGAAUACCAGAGCGCCGAUCCGCGCCCUACCACGCAGUACCGCGAUCGCGAGUGGACGGAGAUGGAUAUCAGCGAGGUGGACGAAACGCUGCUGACCGCGCUGACGAUGGCCUACCUGCAGAAAAUGAUGGACGAAGAAGCAUUUUAGCUGCUGGAACUGAUGCAGAUUACAAUUUCACCUACACUGGAAAUUCUUCAUUACAAUUUCACCUACACUGGAAGUGUUCCAGGAAGUGCAGCGGAAGUAAGAGAAAAUCAAAAGGUAAGGAAGUACGAUGGACUCGCGGAUCACUACGUAGUACAACCUCUGGCUUUUGAAACUACGGGAACUUUUGGGCCGCUAACAAAGAAAUUUUUUAAGGAGUUAUCGAGGAAGAUUUGCGCAUGUAGCGGUAACCCACGGUCGGGGGAGUUUUUGCGCCAGAGAUUCAGUAUUGAGAUACAACGAGGAAGUGCAGCGUCUGUCCUCGGAACUUUUAUUAAACAUUAGAGACAACUAGGAUGUGUUUUUAGCAUUUAGAUUGGCUGGUCGGGAAUAAUUAGUGCCCGAUGUUGUUUCUCUUGG